This is a messenger RNA of Benincasa hispida (wax gourd), 1535 nucleotides long. RefSeq names its product polygalacturonase-like. The record is from RefSeq and is a predicted model, not a curated record. Lineage: Eukaryota; Viridiplantae; Streptophyta; Magnoliopsida; Cucurbitales; Cucurbitaceae. Gene Ontology annotation, molecular function: polygalacturonase activity. Gene Ontology annotation, biological process: carbohydrate metabolic process.
UUAUCUUCAGCAUUUUUCUCUUCAUUCGAAACUUUGUGUUUAGAAAGUGAAGAAGAAACAUAAAGAAAAUGCAUCAACAAAACCAUUUGUUCAUCUUUUUCAUAGCAUUUUCUCUGUUUUCUCUCUGUUUUGGCAAUUACCUUGAGGACCCACUUCCUGUUUCUCAAUAUCAUGAUCAAAUUUUUAGUCAUUAUCCCAGAUGGAACACGGAUUUUCACAGCUUGAUGACGACAAAGACGCGAUAUAGAGGAAGCUCGCUUUCGGGUUCAACAAAGGUGGUGAAUGUGGAUGAUUUUGGAGCUAAGGGAAAUGGAGGAGAUGAUAGUAAGGCAUUUGAGCUUGCUUGGAGGGAGGCUUGUUCUUCUAGGAAGGCAACUCUUUUGGUUCCUAAAGGAAGGACAUAUUAUCUUAAGCCAAUCACUUUUUCAGGUCCUUGUAGAUCUCCUUUAACACUAAAGAUCAAUGGAAUGAUCAAAGCUUCUCCAAGAAUGUCGGAUUACGACAACGAUCGUCGGCAUUGGCUUAAAUUCGAAGGAGUUGACAACUUUGUUGUAGAAGGCAAUGGUAUCAUCGAUGGGAAUGGCAGAAAAUGGUGGCAAAACUCUUGCAAAGUGAACAAAGAACUUCCUUGCAGGAGAGCACCAACGGCUGUAACUUUCUACCAAUGCAUCAACUUGGUUGUGACUAACCUGAUGUUCAAAAAUGCACAACAAAUGCAUUUGACAUUUCAGAAAUGCACCAAUGUCAAAGCUUUGAAUCUUCGGGUCGUCGCCCCAGGAAAUAGUCCCAACACGGAUGGAAUUCACAUCACAGAAACUCAAAAUGCUAUAAUAAGAAACUGUGUCAUUGGAACAGGGGAUGAUUGUAUUUCAAUAGUAAGUGGGUCAAGAAAUGUUCAAGCUAUGGAUAUCACUUGUGGGCCAGGUCAUGGAAUAAGCAUUGGGAGCUUGGGAGCUGGAAACUCAGAAGCUGAAGUUUCAAACAUAAGAGUAAAUAGAGCAUUGAUUUCAGGAACCAGCAAUGGAGUGAGAAUAAAGACUUGGCAGGGAGGCUCUGGAUAUGCUAAAAACAUAAUGUUUCAAAAUGUUGUCAUGAAGAAUGUGAGCAACCCAAUAAUUAUAGACCAGAAUUACUGUGAUAAAAAGGAAUCAUGUCCAGAACAGAAUUCAGCAGUGAAAGUAAGCAAUGUGGUGUACAAAAACAUUAGAGGAACAAGUGCUUCUGAUGAUGCCAUCAAAUUUGAUUGCAGCAAAAGCUUCCCUUGUCAAGAGAUUUCUUUGCUUGGAGUUCAUAUAGUUGGUCAAGGAGAUGAAGUUGCUACAGCUUCCUGUGAGAAUGUUAGGUUGAAAAAUAGGUGGAAAGUUUAUCCACAGUGUUAGAAAUUUUUUGUCACUCAAAUAUAGUUGUUGAACUAUGUAAAUGGAUGUCAUACCAAAUUUUCACUUUAUGGUAGGAUAAUAUGCAACCCUUCGAUCUUGAAAAUGUAAAGGUUGUCUUAACCGUUCAACUAUGUUCAUAUGGAUCCCAGUUUACAC